Branchiostoma floridae (Florida lancelet) is the source of this 937-nucleotide messenger RNA. Its product is annotated as ras-related protein Rab-10-like. Gene Ontology annotation, cellular component: insulin-responsive compartment; recycling endosome; Golgi apparatus. The record is from RefSeq and is a predicted model, not a curated record. Lineage: Eukaryota; Metazoa; Chordata; Leptocardii; Amphioxiformes; Branchiostomatidae. Gene Ontology annotation, biological process: cellular response to insulin stimulus. Gene Ontology annotation, molecular function: GTP binding; GTPase activity. Bases 59 to 424 code for a protein of 121 amino acids. The transcript is spliced from 4 exons.
GGACACGGCUGGUCAGGAGCGGUUCCACACCAUCACCACAUCGUACUACCGCGGCGCCAUGGGCAUCAUGCUGGUCUAUGACAUCACCAACCCCAAGUCAUUUGACAACAUUUCCAAAUGGCUCAGAAACAUCGAUGAGCAUGCCAAUGAAGAUGUAGAGAGGAUGUUAAUAGGGAACAAGUGUGACAUGGAGGACAAGAGAAUUGUGGGUACAGACAGGGGUGAGAAUAUCGCGAAAGAGCACGGGAUUCGGUUCUUCGAGACAAGUGCCAAGGCAAAUAUCAACAUCGAGAAGGCCUUCAUGACUCUGGCAGAGGACAUACUUAGAAAGACACCAAGCAAAGACUCCGGCCCUGAGGCUGGUUCAGUUGCUGUGGGCAGGGACCAGUCGUCAGGGUUCAAACCCAGGUGCUGCAAUACAUGAGGCUGCCGUGGUCACCCAGGAAAAUCUCCUCCCCUCCCCCUCCUCCCAAACAGCCUCCACUAAUGUUAGAUCACAUGUCUUCAACCAACAUGGGAAACACUGACUAAAGGGUGCACUUGUUGUGUGUGGUGAUGCAGCCUACGCUUCAGAAAAGUGACCUGUGUAGUAAAGGGUUGCAUGUCAGUCUUGCAUUGAUGAAAAUGAAAAGGCAUUUUUGUAAAGUGGAAUGAUCUAAAAUUCCUAAAAAGGAAUUGAUCCAUGGAUUGUGACAUUAAGAUGUCCAAAGCAAAGAGUAGGGACAAUGUUCUCUGAACGAAAUGAAAGUCUUCCGGAAAUUGACUUUUAGUGUCCACCAUUGUUGUUUUCUCCGCCGUAGUUCAACGUGAAAAUGCUGCCAUAUAUUUUUGCAAGAUGAAAAGAAGACUUACAUGUGUUCGUAAAGGAAUAGUAUUCGAUUUGCUCUAAAGAAACAGCAGGGUUGCUAGGAUAUUAUUGGUAUACAAAAUGCGUGAA